UUUUUCCUGUAGUAAUUGUUUGUAUUCAUUUGUUUUAUUUUUUUUCUGUUAAUUAUUUGGGACAAAAGAUAUUGGAUCACAGCGACAAUUUUUUAUCAAGAAUGUAAGCUAUUAGAAAUCAAUCUAUGAUCAAUGUAAUUGAAUAUAUGAGAAUCAUUGCUAUACAUUCAGUUUAUUUUGCAUUGCAUAUAAAUAUACUAACAUUUUAUUACUUAAAAUGUAUAUUGCACUGCACACAAAUAUGUUUUUUAUUGUAUAAAAAAAUAUAUUCAUGUUAUUAUAUGUAUCAUUAUAAUACAAUUAUAACUUUAAUUGUAAUUCUUAUAAUUCUAAUUUAUUAAACAAAUACAUAUAAAAAAAUAUUAGUAUAUUACUAUUAAUAUUUUCAGAUAUAAUUGCAAAUGGUAUGUGACGCCGUUGCACGUGCGGAAAUUGAUAUUAUUUAUAAUGCAAAGAAGUUCGAAAAAUUGUAUGCUACUCGUAGGUGGUAUCUAUAUUGUGUCGUUAGAAGGUUUUGCCGUGGUAAUUAUUGUUAGCAUUAUUUUUCACAAAAAUGAUAUCAUUCUCUCUGUCGAUGAUCUCUUUGUUCUAGAGUAUGAGCACAUCCAUGUCCUACUUUAUGGUCAUUUAUUCAACACGAUCAUGUUCUAAAUGAAAAUUCUUCGAUGUAUUGUGCAGGGAUAAUUUUUAAUUGUGACACACGAUACGGAUUCAAACUUUUAAUCUUUAUAACAUUUCACACAAUUACGAGACAUCACGAAAUAUAUUGCAAUCUAUUUUCUAUAUAUUAAAUAUUGAAUUAUAUAAAUGUUUCAAUCACUUUAAUUCUUAAUUUUUAUUCCCACAAAGUGCGCCAGGUUUUUUAAUCAAGCAUAUAUUUUUAAAUAUCCGUAAUUUUGUAAGUGUCAAUGUUUGCAAUAAAUAGGAAGCUAUCUCUAUAUGUCUCACGAAUAAGUUUAUGAAAUGUCUUGUACGACAAACAAGAUGAUACUAAUAGUCGGACGAAAUCGAAUGGAGCAAUUGCGCUUGCGUAGAUAAGAAAUGAAAUAGGAGAAAAUACUGUGAGAAAUACUUUGAUAAAAGUCCUGGUGUAUAGAGUAAAAUAUCGCAUAAUUUACAUAAUUGCCGACACCGGCGACUUCUCUUAUUGUGUUGUGAAAGUAGUCUUUAUUUUUCUCACUAUUUUUCUCGUCUUUACACAGCUGAAUAUUAAUUAUGAAAUUGGAUAAUGUUUGAAAUCGUAGAGGGAAAUUUUUUAAGAAAAGUGUCUCUAAUGAAAGGUUUUACUGAAUAUCGCUGAAACAAAGGAUGCUGGAGCGUCUUAUGUACAGUCGCGCGAUAAACUUUGAAGAGAGAUGGAUUUUCUUGGGUAUCGAUAUUAUAAAUUGUAUCGGCUUUCCUUAUUAUCACUUAGUUUGUGGCCAUAUGGCAAAUCAUUCCUUAAACAAAUCCAUGCAAUUUUCUGUAUCUUUCUGCUUAUAUCUUCAACAGUCACUCAGUUGUUGAAAUUGUUUACAAUGGAAUUUGAUCUUGAACUUGUAUUGACUAAUCUGUCGUUUGCUUUUCCUUCCGUGAUUUAUCUUGUGAAAUAUUUUGCCUUUUAUAUACAGUCUCAAAAGAUCAAGGAAUUAAUGGAACAAGUUCAAAAUGAUUGGAAUGCACUAAAAGAUGAGCAGGAAGUCGAGAUAAUAAAAAGAUACGCCAAGCGUGGAAGAAAACAUUUAUAUAUAUUCGCGGGCCUAGUUUAUCCCGGUACUAUUGGUUUUAUUUUAUCGCCGCUUUUGCCAGACAUUCUCGAUGUCGUAGCACCGCUAAACGAAUCCCGUACACGGAGUCUUCCGUAUUUAGCGGAAUACUUUCUCGAUCAACAAAAACAUUUUUAUCCGCUAUUAUUGCAUAUAAAUUUAACGAUUAUCGUAGGAAUUGUCACUAUCAUAAGCACGGAAACUUUGUUCUUUGCAUAUGUUUAUCAUAUUUGCGGCAUGUUCGAAAUAACCAGUUAUCGAAUAGAGCAUGCGUUGGACGAGAGUAUGUCAAUAUUGUCUACAUUGAAUAGGGAAAAUACAAUUCGUAUGAAAAUAAUUGAUGCUGUAGAGAGUCAUCAGAAAGCCAUCGUGUUUUUUGAAUACAUGUCGUCUACAUUUGCAUUAUCCUAUUUUAUUCUAAUUAUUCUGGGGGUAGCUUCCUUGAGUAUCAACUUAUUCCGCCUUUUUCAAGUUGCCGUUAUUAUGUCAGAUGAAAAGGAAAAUUUUUUAUUAUUCCUAAUAUUUGUAGUCGGUCAUUUUUACUAUAUGUUUAUAUGUAAUUACAUGGGACAGAAAAUCAUAGACAACAGUACGGGAAUUUCUAGAAAAACAUACGAUACGCAGUGGUAUACGGCGCCUGUGCAAAUACAAAAACUACUACUAUUCAUGAUGCAAAAAAGUAUGAAUUCUUGUAAAUUCGUCAUGGGCGGCAUUUACUCAGUGUCAUUGGAAAAUUUUACUACGCUUGCGAGCAUGUCACUAUCUUACUUCACGGUAAUUUAUUCCGUACAACAAUGA
Messenger RNA from Formica exsecta, 2543 nucleotides. RefSeq names its product odorant receptor 13a-like. Gene Ontology annotation, molecular function: odorant binding; olfactory receptor activity. Gene Ontology annotation, biological process: detection of chemical stimulus involved in sensory perception of smell; sensory perception of smell. Gene Ontology annotation, cellular component: plasma membrane. The record is from RefSeq and is a predicted model, not a curated record. The transcript has 9 exons. Lineage: Eukaryota; Metazoa; Arthropoda; Insecta; Hymenoptera; Formicidae. The coding region runs from base 1356 to 2543 and encodes 395 amino acids.